Molecule: messenger RNA, 2058 nt
Organism: Plasmodium vinckei vinckei
Lineage: Eukaryota; Apicomplexa; Aconoidasida; Haemosporida; Plasmodiidae
Product: conserved Plasmodium protein, unknown function
Exons: 1
Coding region: 1-2058 (685 amino acids)
Source: RefSeq, a predicted model, not a curated record
AUGAUUAAUUUCUUUAGUUCACCAUUAAAAAGAAAUGUGGUCACACGGAACAAAUAUGUUGAUGCUUGGAAUAGAAAAAAGGCAGGAUUUAGCUCUAAACAAAUUGGUAUGUUGAAUAUAAAAACGGUUAAGGAUAUGAAGAAAAUGAUAUGCUAUAUUGAAAAUAUAUAUUCCAAUGAUAAUAACGAAAAAAAGAAUAGUUUUGAAAAAUAUUUUGGAAAUAAUGAUGUAACUGGAUAUUUGUAUAAAGAUAGUAACUUUGAAAAAAUAUAUAAUGAAUGGAAUAAGUUUCAUUUGAAAAAUAAAUCAGAAAUAGAAAGGGAAGAAAAUGUAAUAAAUGAGAAUAAGGAUCCUAAUUAUGAUAACAACAACUGUAAACAUUUGAAUUCUGUCUUUCAAUUAUGUUCAAAUGAAAAUGGUGAAAUGAACAUUAUGAAAAAAAACAUAAUUGGGAUUUAUAUUCCUGAAAAUAAAAGUAUUAAUUCUAUAAAUGCAAAUUAUUUUUAUAUUUUUAAAAAUUUAAAAGAUUUAAUGGAUGGGAAAAUUAUUUAUGAAUUAUAUCUUAUUUUGCCAAAUUGUGUAUUCCUAUUGUCAUUUAUUAACAUUUUCAAGGAGUUGAUUUAUUACGAAAAGAUCAUGGAACUUAUUGAAAUGAAAAGGGGUAAAAUAGGGAAGAAGGAAAGUAUAAAAAAUAUAAUUAAAAGUAAUAUACUAAGACGAAUUUAUAAACAUAGAAAAAAUACUCUAAAAGGAGAAAUAAAAGAUUCCUUGGAAAAAAUAUUUUCUCAAAAAAAAUACAUUAAAAUAAUAUAUGAAGACUCAGUUGAGUUGUCUUCUUUUUUAUAUAAAUUUUUAAAAAUAAAUUUAUUUAAUAUUAUAGAUUUACAUUAUUUAUACCAUAAUAUAUUGUCUAUGUAUGAGCUUAAAAUUAUAAAAAACAAUAUUUAUCAAGUGAUUAGUAUAUUGUUUCCGGAUAUAUAUAAUAAAACAAUAUUUUAUGAAUACAAACAACUUCCUAGUAUGGAUGAAAAGUAUCGAAUUGGAAUAAAUAUGAGUGGGCAUAAUAAAAGUAAAAAAUUCCCAGAAAAACAAAAAGUAUAUUUAGAAUUAGGAAAAGCUGAUCCUUCAAAUGUUAAUAAGAAAGAUAAUCAACAUUUUCAAUGUAAGAACAAAAUUAUGUCUGUAUAUAAUUGUGUUGAUAAUAAUAACGAAUUACUAAAUUAUGAAAAGCAAUUAGUACACAUUUUAUACAUAUUCCCAUGCACACACAAAUUACUUUCUAAAUAUAAAGAUUUGGAAGGAUAUAACAUUUGUUAUAAAAUGAAUGAAUUAAUUGAAAAAUAUAUAUCACUGUCUACUUUCCGAAAUAAAAUUUUAUAUAUGAAAAAUGAAAAAUUAUUUGAUAACGAUAAUAUUAAAAAAUAUAGAAAAGAAGCUAGUAAUACCGAAUAUCAUCAAAAUAAUUAUGAGAAAUAUAAUGAUAAACUUAUUACUUCAUUGUGUAAUAAAUUAAAUAUAAAUGAAGAGAUAAUAUAUAACCAUCAUUUAACUAUAGGGGGGAAUGUGCAUGCGUAUAUAUAUGAGAAAAAUAAAUGUACAAAAAAUAUAACAUUCCGUUUUAAUUUAAACUCUAAAAAUAUUGUUUUUAAAAAUGUUUUAUCAAAGAAAUAUUGUUCUAUAUAUGAUAAAAAUAAUAGAAGAAUCAGUAUUUAUAAAUAUUUAUUAAAAAGUGUAAAUAAUAACAUUUUUUCAAAUACAUCACCCACACUUGUAAAUAGAAAUAAAGCAAUUUAUAAUUAUAAAAAUAAUAUAUUAGUGGGAUAUUUAAAUGAUAAGGAAAAUGAUUUUCAUUUUUUUGAUGACAAAAAUAUCGGCGAUGUUGUUUUGUGCAAUAUACGUGAUAUUUCUUCAUGUGGAAAAUAUUUAUAUUUAGAAAGAUUUGACAAAAAAAAUUUAAUUUUUCACUUUCGAAAAAAAAAAUAUGUUAAUUUGGAGAGAAAUUAUGAUUACGAUGAUAUUAAUAAGUUGGAUAAAGACAUGUUAAAAGAAAUUAUGUAG